Messenger RNA from Gaeumannomyces tritici R3-111a-1, 1555 nucleotides. RefSeq names its product protein disulfide-isomerase erp38. Gene Ontology annotation, molecular function: protein disulfide isomerase activity. The transcript has 2 exons. Gene Ontology annotation, biological process: protein folding. The coding region runs from base 194 to 1318 and encodes 374 amino acids. Lineage: Eukaryota; Fungi; Ascomycota; Sordariomycetes; Magnaporthales; Magnaporthaceae. The record is from RefSeq and is a predicted model, not a curated record. Gene Ontology annotation, cellular component: endoplasmic reticulum.
AGAAGCUCCAUUUCCGAGCAUUAGGUGGAGGCAAAGUGUCUUCUUUGCUGACCUUCUAUAGCGUGUACAUUGGGAUUGAUUUCCAACCACGCUUCCAGAGCCUAUAGCUUGAAACUCGCAUCCAGGAUCGCAACAAGCUUCAUUUCAUUGUCUUGCACCAUCCUCUGCCUAGGGCUUCCAGCUAUCCACAACCAUGGCUCUCCCCAAGAGCUUCAGGCUCUUUUUGUUUGCUGCCCUCGCGGCUCUCGUGGCUGCCAAAUCCGAUGUCCUGGAUCUGAUCCCCUCCAACUUCGAUGAUGUCGUCCUGAAGUCGGGCAAGCCCACGCUGGUCGAGUUCUUUGCCCCCUGGUGCGGUCACUGCAAGACCCUCGCCCCCACGUACGAGGAGCUCGCCCAGUCCUUUGCCGGCUCCAAGGACAAGGUCCAGAUUGCCAAGGUCGAUGCCGACGCUGAGAAAGAUUUGGGCAAGCGCUUCGGCGUCCAGGGGUUCCCGACGCUCAAGUGGUUCGACGGCAAGAGCGACAAGCCCGAGGAGUACAACGGCGGCCGCGACCUCGAGACCCUGAGCACCUUUAUCACGGACAAGACGGGAGCGAAGCCCAAGCGCAAGCUGGCACCGCCCUCGAGCGUCAACAUGCUCACCGACGCGACCUUCAAGAAGACCAUUGGCGCCGACAAGCACGUCUUUGUUGCCUUCACUGCUCCGUGGUGCGGACACUGCAAGACCCUGGCCCCCAUCUGGGAGGACCUCGCGACCACCUUCUCCCUGGAGGACGACGUUGUGAUCGCCAAGGUUGACGCCGAGGCGGAGAACAGCAAGGCCACGGCGCAGGACGAGGGCGUUCAGUCGUACCCCACCAUCAAGUUCUUCCCCAAGGGCAGCAAGGAGGCCCAGCCCUACAACGGCGGCCGGACCGAGCAGGACCUGGUCAAGUUCCUCAACGAGAAGACGGGUGCCCAGCGGGCUGUUGGUGGCGGCGUCGACGCCACCGCCGGCACCCUCGCCGCUAUCGAUGCCAUUGUUGUCAAGUACACCGGAGGCACCUCGCUGAGCGACGCUGCGGCCGAGGCCAAGAAGGCGGCCGCGGACCUCAAGGAGGAGGCCCAGAUCAAGUACGCCGAGUACUAUCUGCGCGUCUUUGACAAGCUCAACAAGAACGAAAACUUCGUGUCCAAGGAGCUGGCGCGUCUGGAGGGGAUACUGAAGAAGGGCGGGCUCGCCCCGGCCAAGCAGGACGAGCUGACGCGCAAGACCAACGUUCUCCGGAAGUUCGCUGAGAAGGUCGCCGAGGAGGCAACUGGCAAGGAUGAGCUGUAGUCGGUCCGCCAUGUCCAAGUCUACAACGAGCCGCAAGGGGUUCUAGUUGGUGUUAUCGGGUAUAAAAGGGAACUGCAAUCUCGGGUCAUGCUAGCGAUCAUAUCAUGGGAACAGUGAUGCUCAUCGGGGUUGAAAAAGGCUACCCAUGCGGCAUAUGUAGAUGUUGAUAUCACGUCUUAUGAAACGAAUUAUUUGGACCGAAGACAAGAAUAGGGCACGCGCACACAACUCUAGCGG